This is a messenger RNA of Anguilla rostrata (American eel), 5748 nucleotides long. RefSeq names its product protein phosphatase 2, regulatory subunit B, alpha a (gene ppp2r2aa). Gene Ontology annotation, cellular component: cytosol; protein phosphatase type 2A complex. The transcript has 10 exons. NCBI's taxonomy places the organism in Eukaryota, Metazoa, Chordata, Actinopteri, Anguilliformes, Anguillidae. Gene Ontology annotation, molecular function: protein phosphatase regulator activity; protein binding. The coding region runs from base 285 to 1631 and encodes 448 amino acids. The record is from RefSeq and is a predicted model, not a curated record.
UCCCACGGGUUUACGUCGAUCUCCCUGACGUCAGUGCGGGAGGAGGUUGCGCCAUUUUGAAAGUGUAAGGAGAGAGGGGAAUAUAUCACUGGAAUAGAGAGGGAGAGUGACUGGGAGAGUAACGAGUGAGAAAGAGUGAGAAGAAGGCAGGCAGACUCAGAGCCCCGUACUUCUAAGCUUAACGUUCCGCCUCCAUCCUAAGCGAGAGUCCGCUUGCACACACCCAAGCCCGGCAAAAUUGACAAGACCAGGGCCCAAACCCGCGACAGAGAUUCCCUCUCACCAUGGCAGGAGCCGGAGGUGGGAGCAAUGAUGUGCAGUGGUGCUUCUCUCAGGUGAAAGGGGCCAUUGACGACGAUGUGGCCGAAGCCGACAUCAUCUCUACAGUGGAGUUCAAUCACUCUGGGGAGCUGCUAGCCACAGGGGACAAGGGUGGCCGUGUCGUCAUCUUCCAGCAGGAGCUAGAGAACAAGUGCCAGCCGCAGAGCCGGGGCGAAUACAACGUUUACAGCACCUUCCAGAGCCACGAGCCAGAGUUUGACUACCUGAAGAGCUUGGAGAUCGAGGAAAAGAUCAACAAAAUCCGCUGGCUGCCCCAGAAGAACGCCGCACAGUUCCUGUUGUCCACAAAUGAUAAGACUAUCAAGCUGUGGAAGAUCAGCGAACGUGACAAGCGACCAGAGGGCUAUAACCUGAAAGAGGAGGAUGGAAGCUACAGAGACCCCAACACCGUCACAACACUAAGGGUGCCUGUGUUCCGGCCCAUGGACCUUAUGGUGGAAGCCAGCCCCCGGCGAGUGUUCGCCAACGCCCACACCUACCACAUCAACUCUAUCUCAGUCAACAGUGACUACGAGACCUACCUCUCCGCUGACGACCUUCGCAUUAACCUCUGGCACCUGGAGAUCACUGACCGCAGCUUCAACAUUGUGGACAUCAAACCCGCCAACAUGGAGGAGCUGACGGAGGUGAUCACGGCCUCAGAGUUCCACCCCAACCAGUGCAACACCUUCGUCUACAGCAGCAGCAAGGGCACUAUCCGCCUGUGCGACAUGAGGGCUUCAGCACUGUGCGACAAGCACUCCAAGCUGUUCGAGGAGCCGGAGGACCCGAGCAACCGCUCCUUCUUCUCCGAGAUCAUCUCCUCCAUCUCUGACGUCAAGUUCAGCCAUAACGGCCGCUACAUGAUGACCCGGGACUACCUGUCCAUCAAAAUCUGGGACCUUAACAUGGAGACGCGGCCAGUGGAGACCUACCAGGUCCACGAGUACCUCAGGAGCAAGCUGUGCUCGCUCUACGAGAACGACUGCAUCUUCGACAAGUUCGAGUGCUGCUGGAACGGAAACGACAGCGUGGUGAUGACCGGCUCCUACAACAACUUCUUCCGGAUGUUCGACCGGGGCCAGCAGCGGGACGUGACCCUGGAGGCGUCCCGCGAGAGCAGCAAGCCGCGCUCGGUGCUCAAGCCCCGCAAGGUGUGCGCCGGCGGCAAGCGCAAGAAGGACGAGAUCAGCGUCGACAGCCUGGACUUUAACAAGAAGAUCCUGCACACGGCCUGGCACCCCCAGGAGAACAUCAUCGCCGUGGCCACCACCAACAACCUGUACAUAUUCCAGGACAAACUGAACUAGACCUCAGUCUGACGAAAGGCCCUUCCCUCACCCCCACCCCCACCCCCUCCUCCCCUUUCCCACAGUCUCCAUACACGUUCCUCAGCCACACAUGCACCAACGCCAGCUCUAGUUUUAAUUGCGCUCUUUACUUUCCUGUUCCACUGGCUCCCGCCCCCAACCCACUUUAACCCCUCCCCCCACCUUUCCUGUCACACGCACACAUGCACGCACGCACACACACACGCACGCACACACACACACACACAAACCGUUUUCUCUUGUCCCAGCCCAAAGAGAGCACUGAGAGCCUUUUUUAUAAACACCAUUGCAGUCAUCCGUCAGUCUACUUUUUUUUUUUUUCUCCCCCGUUUCUUUUAAUGGGGUAUUGUUGUCACCUUGUUUUCUCAUGUGAUUAUUUCAUUAUGUUGUGCCAUUGCAGCUUUUUGUAUUUUGUGUACAUACACUUUUGUUUCCGAUUGGUUAGCCGAUUAGUCAAUAUUCAGUACAUUUUUUUUGUCAGCGAGGUGCUCCUCGUCGCUUUUCUAGUCUGUUGCCGAGAGGAGAGAGCUCUUUCUUGAUCGCCUUGCCAAUUGUUUUUCUGCCUCAGCCACGCACUGCACACGCACAAGCCUCUACACUUAGUCGGUGAGCCGCGUUUCUUAGGGGUUGGGGUGGGGGUGGACAGUGGGGGUUCGGGUGAUGGGAGCGGUGAACGGUUAGACAUGCCGAGCCAUCAGUCACUUGGCCGCUAAGUAAUAGCAGAGGCGUAUCUGCCCCUCCGAGGCAGUGUCGCGCGGUCCUAACUGUCCCGGGUUAUCUGGAGAUGGGCGUGCGGUCUUUAACACCCAGGCCCAUGUUGAAGGAGCGGCCCUUCCCGCGUAGACGAGGCACAGUGCCAGCGCUAAUGCUAAUGCUAAUCAGCACCCCAGGCCUGUGCGGGUGCCUGUGGUUCAGGAAAUGGGAUUGCCACUCCGUGUUGGGCUGUGUAUUUUCACUGAGCUGUACUUUUCUUUUCGAGGGUUAAAUGGAAAAAGGCUAAAGGCUUUGAAAGAUUAUAUUUAUGAAUUGUACAAAUCUCUCUAGAAUAUUUUAGUGAUUUUUUUUCAUAGUUUUUUUUUUUUUUUUAAAUCACUUCAUUGUUUGUACAGGAGUUAAAAGAAUGAUCACUAUAGUUUAUUUUUGUAUGAAUAAGGCACAGAAUUACCCACAGUGCUCUUCACUGCACCGUCUAGUCUAACUACUGUUUUGUAAGUCACGGCAGUUCCAUGAGAUUUUUUUUUUCUAGUUUAAAAGGAUUUGUUUUUGUAAUGUCUAUAUUUAGGUGUAUUUUUUUCAAAGACAAAAGCAUGGCACUACCAAAAAGCAGAGAGGAAGAAGGUGUUGCUAGUUUUUGUAUUAGGCCAGGUAACUGGUCAUACUGCAGAGGCAAGUCGCAUAUUUAAGCUUUGCAUUUAACUCGGACAUGCGUUGACCUAACUGAACUAAAGCCACCAAGUUAAGUGUUGCCCUGGUUUGGUACUGGACUGGUCUCAUUGACACCCUAUGGAUCAUUAAGCCAGAUUCUCAGGUCAUCCCAAAGCAAGUGCUUUCGGUGCCUAUAGAAGCUUUGGGGUCAAGCAGAUGUCAAUAUUUUUGUUGCGGUGAGGAAGGGUUGUCAUCCCAACCUUUGACUGGUUGCCGUUGCCAUCCUUCGCCUCCACUGCCUGAUAACGACUGGAGUUCUUUCAAGUUUACAUCAUUAACCGCUGUUACUAAAUGGUUAGUGAACUGUAAUGUGUGUGUGUGUGUAUGUCUGUGCGAGAGAUUGAGUGACUGCGAGUGGGUGGCAUCUAGUAAUUGUCGAAAUAUUAGCUUAGAGUAGAAGGAAAUGAGGUGCAGUUCAAAGGAAUGGAAAGUAUUUAGGUCCAUUGUGUCUCUCUUCUUCCGAAUUGAUGACAACUUUGGACCGGCGUCUGUCCUGAAGAGCAAUCUUUCCGUAUUGUUGAAUCAAAGACCAAAAAAAAACAAAAACAAAUUGUGCACUGAUAGUGUGACCUGAUCAUUGAUGUAGAGCUAUUUUUUUAUUUUUUGAAGGUAUUGGUUCUGUUUACAGACUGCUUGCAAAGUUCUUAUUUUUUAGAAAGCUUUGAAGCUUAGUAAAAACCUUGGACUUUGUCUUUGGCACAUAGUAUCUCAGACGACUGGAUAUCCAUUUCCCUCCCCAGAUCCUCUUUUGGUGUGAAAUUUUACCACUAACUUGGAUGUCGGGGACAGCAUUUCAGACAUUAAGUAGUGUUUGAGAGUAUGUACUGUAAAUGUGUGUAAUUAACAAAUAUGGAUUUUUUCACAAUAGUUAUGGAAUAUCAGUGUACAUUUUGUAUGCGUGUCUUAAAAUACAUUUGGCAUUUGUUUUUGUUUUCUUGACAAUAACGGUUUGAGAUCAGUCCAGAUGUUUGUAUUUUCUCAUUACAAUGGAUUACAGUACAGACUCUGGAUUUGUUAUGGGCCAUUAAAUCAUGACUGUGAUGAGAUGGAAAGGUUAAAUGUAUGCCCUCUGAUAACUGAAAAUUCAAUUGAUAUGAAAUUGAAGCAUGGGAACGGCACUUUCUGCUUGCUUAUGCUGUUACUGUAUUUGUCCGGAAAAUUCAGUUUCAGCUUUUGGACAACCUGUGAAAUGUCUGUACAUGCACCGAAAGUGGAUGUUUGAACUGUAAGUCCUAUGUGGACGUUCCAUUAAAACAGCAAUUUAGGGUGGGGGAGAGGGCCUCAUUUAGUAAAUGGUGAUCUAGGUUUGGCACAGGAAAAAACUGCACAGAUUACAUUUUGCGGGUGUUCUGCACAUGAAAAUUUUUUGGGGGAUUGUUGGACAUGGUAUCUUAAGAUUUGCCCUCUUUAUUUUUAAGCAGCUUUGACCGUCAUAAUCAACAGAUUUCUUUUGCGGCUGAGAAAGGGUAUUUACCAAAAUUACUUUAUGCUUGGUAACAUUUCUUCCUGUUUCUUUAAAAAAAAACUGCCAAUUUGUAAACCAUUUCUGUUUGAUGACUGCAGUUUACAGAUUGACAUUGCUCAGAUUUGUAGAUGGUUGAAUACACAGUGGUUUCCAACUUAAAACAUUUUGGAAAUGCACUUUUGUAUUGUGGACAUUCACAUUAAAUCUGACCAGGUGGAUUGAACCCCAGGUUAAGUGCUCUUGCAGAAGGGUUGUUGGAUGGAGUGUUUUAACACUGUCUUCCUGCAGCAUUGCCUGCCUUUGGCCUGACCAACCCUUGAUCUGUUUUCUUACUGGCAUUACAGUUUGAUAAUUCAAUUGGACUGGUUUUCAUUGGGGAAGUCGUAGGUGCCAAUACGCAUUCUGUCUCUGACGCCACCCCCGCUCCCCUUACCUUUGGGCAUCAGGGUUCAGGCGAAGCCUCAUCCUACCCCCCCCCCUCCCCCCUUCACCCCUUUCAGUGUGAUGGAGUGCAUGGGCAGUGGCAGGCCCACUCGGUCCAAACUGAAACGCCUCUGCUCCAGCUGUGGUUGGGCCCUAUGGGACGCUGGCAUCGGUAGCUCCCUUGUCCAGUCCAUGUUCUGGAGAGCAACAGUCCACUAGGGACAUUUUACUUUGUUUUAUUAGUUUUGGUUUUUGUUUUCAUGGCAUUUUGAGCCUCUUGUUUUCUUUAGUAAUGGUUUCAGUUAAGUAUGUGAGGAAACGUAAGCCCAGAGAUCAAUACUUGAACAAUUCCCACUUAGACACAACCGGCAAAUGCAACCAAGCUCACUUGCAACUCUCCAACUUGGACUAACUUUGCAGCCUCUGCACAGUUUUCAGAGGAUCCAAUGACCAGGGUUCUUGUUGAACACAGUGCAGUGGUGGUAUUUUGAACGAUUGCCUUGUUCAUGGCCAGGGAGAAGUAUUAAUUAGAUAAUCAAAUACAUUUCUACAAAACCCUCUACAGGAUGCACUUUUUUCUGUUAAUGAUACUUUUUUUUUUUUUUUUUGAGGGUUCCUUGGGGAAAAAAGGGCCCUUAAACUUUGGGUGAUCUAUGUUUCAAUAAAUAUACAGGUGUUUUAACAAGUUCACUGUAAUCUUCUGUUUGCCGUUUGGCACCCAAAAAAUAAAUGAAUAAAGAUGAAUACAGCACUGAACUACUGAAUAAAAAGGAAAUUAUAUAA